UUAGGAGAAGAAGUCAAAUCGAAUUGUUUAUCAUCCAUCAUGAAAUUACCAGAAUGCCGACCAGUUUUGGUUGCUUAUGGCAUACGAUGAUCGUGGAGGAGAGCGGAAGGAAGAAGGGGAAAGAAGACCUCCGAGCCGUCAUCUUGGAAUCUGGGAGCAGCCAAACGCCAGGCGGAUAGACUAAGCUCGUCUUGACUUUUUGUCGUCAUAGAUCUGAGAGAAGAGUGUCUCUGACAAAACCUUCACAUAAGAGCGCAGGGGCAUGUUUGUGAUCGACACAGGCAAUUAGAGAGAGAAAUGGUAACCAGAGGUGCUCUCUCCAUCGAUGGCUUUGCGUUGGUGGUUUCGGUCCUCGUGGCAGUUCCAACAGAUACCAAUCUUCCAGUCAACUCCACUUCAGGAGAGCAAUCAAUCGGUGUCUGCUAUGGGAUGCUUGGAGACAACCUCCCUCCGCCCAGCGAGGUGGUAAGUCUCUACAGAUCAAACAACAUCGGGAGGAUGAGGCUUUACAGUCCAAACCAAGCUGCUCUGCAAGCUCUCAGGAACUCCAACAUCCAGGUCCUCAUGGGCGUUCCCAAUGAAGACCUCCAAUCGCUGGCCUCCGAUCCUUCUACGGCAAGUGAUUGGGUCCAGAGCAACGUAGUCGCCAACUGGCCCAGCGUCACCUUCCGAUACAUAGCAGUGGGGAACGAGGUGAUCCCGGGAGAUCUGGCACGCUACUAUGUCCUUCCUGCCAUGCGCAACAUCCAGAGCGCACUCUCCUCGGUUGGCCUGCAGGACCAGAUCAAAGUCUCGACCGCAGUCAGCACAGGUGUCCUUGGAUCAUCUUAUCCUCCCUCCGCCGGCGCCUUCUCUUCUGCUGCGAAGACGUACCUGAGUCCCAUACUGCAGUUCCUGGCGAGCAAUGCAGCUCCACUCUUCGUCAACGUGUAUCCUUACUUCACCUACGCAGAUAACCCGAGCGAGGUCUCACUUUCCUCUGCCUUGUUCACUGCUCCCGGUGUUGUAGUGCAGGACGGGCAGUUCGGCUACCGGAACCUCUUCGAUGCGAUCGUCGACGCAGUCCAUGCAGCUAUAGAGGUGGAAGGGUCGGAUGUGGCGAUCGUCGUGUCUGAGAGCGGCUGGCCGUCGGCAGGUGGAACUGCAGCAUCUGACAGUAAUGCGAAGACGUACAACCAGAAUUUGAUCAGGCAUGUUGGAGGAGGAACGCCGAGGAGAUCGGGAAGGGCGAUAGAGACUUACUUAUAUGAGAUGUUUGAUGAGAACCAGAAAGCUUCAGGGAUUGAACAGAAGUUUGGCAUGUUUCAUCCCAAUAAGCAACCUGUUUACCCUAUUAGCUUCAGCUAAAUCUAUGCCGAGGUUGAUGAA
Messenger RNA from Musa acuminata subsp. malaccensis (wild Malaysian banana), 1368 nucleotides. RefSeq names its product glucan endo-1,3-beta-glucosidase. Gene Ontology annotation, molecular function: hydrolase activity, hydrolyzing O-glycosyl compounds. Gene Ontology annotation, cellular component: plasma membrane. Gene Ontology annotation, biological process: carbohydrate metabolic process. NCBI's taxonomy places the organism in Eukaryota, Viridiplantae, Streptophyta, Magnoliopsida, Zingiberales, Musaceae. The record is from RefSeq and is a predicted model, not a curated record.